Molecule: messenger RNA, 2615 nt
Organism: Haplochromis burtoni (Burton's mouthbrooder)
Lineage: Eukaryota; Metazoa; Chordata; Actinopteri; Cichliformes; Cichlidae
Gene: rad1
Product: RAD1 homolog (S. pombe)
Exons: 7
Coding region: 164-1003 (279 amino acids)
Biological process (GO): DNA repair; DNA damage checkpoint signaling
Cellular component (GO): nucleus; checkpoint clamp complex
Molecular function (GO): 3'-5' exonuclease activity
Source: RefSeq, a predicted model, not a curated record
CGUACUUUAAUCCAACUUCCGUAGAAGAAGAGCGAAGGCGGAAGUUGUUCAUCACCGGGCGCCUUUCUUCAAAAACAAUCACAAGAACUGCUGCGUAACAGCUUUAUAAGAGACACGAAGGGACCUCACAGCGGGUAUCUGUGCGCCUUUUUUCAGCGCUAAAAUGCCUCUCUCCACUCAGUCGCAAGGUGAUGACGAACAGUACGUUUUAGUGGCGAAUUUGGACAAUGCUCGUAAUCUCUCCAACAUCCUGAAAGCAAUCACCUUCAAAGAUCACGCCAUCUUCACAGCUACAACCAACGGCCUUAAGGUCACAGUGGAGGACUCGAAAUGUCUGCAGGCCAAUGCCUUCAUCCAGGCUGAGAUCUUCCAAGAGUUCACCAUAAGAGAAGAUCUGGUGGCUUUUCAGAUCAACCUCACUGUUCUCCUUGAUUGCCUCAAUAUAUUUGGUGGAACCACAACACCAGGUGUAUCAACAGCCUUGCGGAUGUGCUACAAGGGGUAUGGGUACCCUCUGACGUUGUUCCUGGAGGAAGGUGGUGUAGUGACCGUGUGCAAGAUUAACACGCAAGAACCAGAAGAACCGAUUGACUUUGAGUUCUGCAGCACUAAUGUCACGAACAAGGUGAUCUUGCAGUCAGAGAGUUUGAAGGAAGCCUUCUCUGAACUGGACAUGACUAGUGAAGUGCUACAGAUUACCAUGUCCCCCAGCCAACCAUACUUCAGGUUGUCAACAUUUGGGAAUGCUGGAAAUGCUCAUUAUGAUUACUCCAAAGACUCGGACAUGAUGGAGCUGUUUAAGUGCACCGAGACACAAACGAACAGAUACAAGAUGUCCCUCCUGAAGCCGUCCACCAAAGCCUUGGCUUUGUCCUGUAAAGUCUCCGUCAGGACAGACAACCGGGGCUUCCUCUCUCUGCAGUACCUGGUCAGGAACGACGACGGACAGAUCUGCUUCGUAGAAUAUUACUGCUGUCCCGAUGAGGAGGUGGAAGAGAACUGAGAACACCAGAUUCAAAUGUGACUUGUAAUAAGCACCUUAACUACACACCAGAGUCCAGUUUGCCAGAGGAGGCAGGUAUGGAGAAAAUGCCGGACUUGUAAUGGGCACAGUGGAGUAAACAGAAAAUGAACUGAUUCAUCAUUUGCCAGAUUUGAGAGAUGUUCUUAUGCUCUCUAUGAUUACACCACACGUCAUAAUCGUAGCUCGAUGUGCUGCAGGAGUAUACAGAGACAUGUUCGAUGUGUGUUCAAGUACUCUAUUGAUUACUAUGGUGACUCAGCUGUUUUCAGUCAUAAGUCUCACAAUUUGUGAAUGUUACUCCUGAAUUUGAGUCUACUUGUUAAAUGCAGCUCUCUUUAUAUUUGCAUAUCAGAGCUCGUCUUUUGACAUAUGCUUCCAGAUGGCUGACAGCCUGUAAAACAGGACACAUUAGACCCAGCUCACUGAUCUAAAACAACUAGACAGUGAUCUAAAACAACACCUAUUCUACCUAUUUUGAAUAGGUGUGAUUUCUCUUAAGCUGUGGACACACUUCCUCCAAGUCUAUGCUGACACUAUUCCAAAAGCCUUUUAUGGAGUAUACAUCACAGGAUACAGAGAUCAAGUUGGUAUUUUAUUUCUAUGACAUAGAAAAGAGUUUUUACUCCAACUCAAUAAACAUUACAUCAAGAAAAACUUGUUUAUCAGAAAAAGAAGAAAGGAGUUCAUAAACUGGGGCAACAAAACAUGAUGCAUAUUUUCCCAAGGACUGUUUCUAAUACUGUACUUGAGUCCUGACUGUGUGGUGACAUUCCCAUAUUUUUACUGAAUAAUGGCAGCAGCAUUCACUCAGCUUAUUGCAGUCCAUCCAGUUACCUGCGUGCCAUCUGCAUCCUUUGUCUUUUGAAAGCUUUUUGUUUUUUCUUCACCACUUUCGUCUCAGGCGCUUCCCUCUGAAUGUCAGCGGGCUUUUCCUCAGCCGGUGUCAGGAAGACAUCGGCUGUAACGUCACUUUCCAGGUCCUCCUUCGCAGACGUCUUCUUUCCUUUCUGCAUCUCCUUUACCAUCUGCUUCUCUCGCACUUUGGCUGCCGCUGCCAGUCGCAUCUCUCUCCGGUGCUGCAGGAGCAUACAGAGAGAUGUUCGAUGUAAGAACAUUAGUAUAUCAGGAACAGUAAUUGUAACUUCAGCUAUCGUGCAAUGGAUUUUUACCAUGUUAGGAGAACGGAAGUCUGGGUUUUCAUAGAGCGUAGGCCCCCCAAAGCUCCCCUGAAAGAUCUUCAUGAGGUUAAGAACAAAGCGAGGCCCAAUCUCCACUAGAGAGCCAUCUUCCUCAAUGAUCUGAACACAGCCAGAGGAAAAUAAGAAAUAUUUCAUUCGGAAUCUGCUCAAGCCAGGGACAAAAUAUCAAAUGAAAUUUAGAAAAGUAUGGCGGAAGAGUACCUGAUAGUUUCGAAACCAAAUCCUGUUGUCUGCAAUGGUAAAGGUGAAAACAUGGUCCACAAAAGGCUGACUCUUAGGAUGGUAGCGUGGGGUGGAAAAGGUCUACAACAGAAAAAAUGAAUGAGUUCAGUCAGAAAAUACAAUUUGUUCAACUCUUCAAGAAAAAUUAAAAAAAAAAAAAAAAAAAAAAA